This is a messenger RNA of Aegilops tauschii subsp. strangulata, 423 nucleotides long. RefSeq lists its product as uncharacterized. NCBI's taxonomy places the organism in Eukaryota, Viridiplantae, Streptophyta, Magnoliopsida, Poales, Poaceae. The record is from RefSeq and is a predicted model, not a curated record.
AUGGCGUCUUAUCGGAAGGAAGUGACUAACAUUGCAGAUCACUUCAAGGGUUAUCAAGUGGAUCACAAUGACAGGCGCCUCAACGAGGCGGCUGAUGCAUUGUUACAACUUGGCUCUCAAUGUAAGCUGGUCCCUCCCAACGUUUUCCUUGAUGUCCUCCAUAAUCCUUCUGUCAAGUUGCCAUCCGAGGAAGAUCUGGCUAUCCCUGACCUGGAGGCACAGUUGGUGGAGGCUCUUCGUCCAUCCCCGGACUGGAUGGUUGCUUAUUUGGCAUAUCAGACUCGAGGAGAGCUCCCUGGGGAUGAACUUAUUCCUUGUCAAAUCGUUCGACGAUCCAACUCCAUGACUAUUGUCAACGGCGAGUUGCAUAGAAGAAGCAUCACUGGUGUUUUUCAACGAUGUGUUUCCCCUGUUGAAGGGUGA